AUGAAAUGGGUAGAAUGGAUGGGGUUAAUGGAAUACCCCCACCCGUUCCGGUUCUGCCAACGAGCUUUGGAAACGGACAUCGCCGCAGGACUUGCAGCACACCUGGAUUUGGUUGACGAUGAGAAGCUAUACGAAAUGAGAAGGGGUAUUGAGUCGACAGUACCCAACAUCAAGACGACUGACAGAUUGGAGAUAUUCCCCUGGAUGAUCCCAGGCUCAAAGUUGCCUACCCCAUCAGGCCCCAUGGUUCCCCCUACCCCCUCAUGGGGUGGCCAUGGCACUGGCAGGCAUUACCCACAUCCAAUCCAUACUACGGCUUGGAGAACUACAAACCAGGGGGGCGACUAUGGGGAAUGUUAUCCAGCAUCCCAAAUUCGUUAUCCAACCCCCUAG
Trichoderma harzianum CBS 226.95 is the source of this 393-nucleotide messenger RNA. RefSeq lists its product as hypothetical. The transcript has a single exon. NCBI's taxonomy places the organism in Eukaryota, Fungi, Ascomycota, Sordariomycetes, Hypocreales, Hypocreaceae. Bases 1 to 393 code for a protein of 130 amino acids. The record is from RefSeq and is a predicted model, not a curated record.